GACAACGCACCAAUAACAGCCGACAACUUCCGGUUUGUCAGCGAGAGAGGGAAGUUUAGAAAGGCGUUUGUUCGUCUCUCCGUUUCUCAGUUAUGGCUCCACUCUCUGAGCUCCAGAUGAGGUUCUGGAUGGAUAAAGCAGUGCAGUGGGGCCAGGCUACAUCUCCCUCUGCACAGCAGGAUAUAAGCAAACACGUGCAGUCUUUGGGGACCUUCCUCCAGCAGCUUGUACACGUGCUACAGACAACGAGCUCUACCACUGAGGCCAUGAAGAGCUUUCCUUUUGUGGGCCAGUUCCUGGGAAGACUUUGUUGGAACCCAUAUGUUACUGCGGAUGCAGCAAGCAGGAGGCUCCUGCUGCAGUGCGUGUGGCUUCUAUAUAGUGUGGAGCCUCAGAAUGCAGUGGAGCACCGGGCCAACGAGUGGAUACGGAAUUUGCUGUGCCAUCUAACUUCAGAAGAUGAGGGCAGUAUGCUGCAUGCUCUGGAGAAACAUGCCGGCUUCCCACCUCAGCAGUAUUAUUCAGGGAGUCUUAAAAAGAUGGUGGCAUUACUGACGACGGAAGUUAAUAUUAGUCAUAUCACUUCAGCAGCCUCUUUAGGAAGGUGCAUGUUUGACAGCAUCCAUUCUUUAUCAGUAGCUUGUGUCCCCUUGGUCACAUGUCCUGAGGUGGCACCUCUUAUUGGUGCACUGCUAAAGCAUUACAAUUUGUGUAGCUGUUCUCAUCUCAGUGAAGAGUUCAUAAAAGCAGUUAACACAGCCUGGCUCAGUAAGAAGCUGGUGAUGGAGGAUGGAGCUGUGAUGGCUCUGUGGUGUUAUAGCCUGUCCAGCUUGGAGCAGGCAGUUCUGCUUCUGCUUGAGCGUGUUCUUUCUAACCCGAAAUUGAUGCCGAAUCUGGAGACAGUCGUCACUGACUCUUUACUGCCCAAAGCAUCAGCACUGCACUGCCACAUCUUUCUCAUAGUGAAUGAUGUUUUCAGAAAUGCUAUAAUAACACUAGAAGAAAAUCUUGCAGUGAGAAGUCUAUUACAAGUUUUCACUAGCUGUUUUCUUCAGACUCGUGCUGCCCAGAGGCCACAGGAAAGACUACCACUAAGAUCCUUUUUUCCUCAUGUACCUCACAACCUGCUCACACCUUUAUUGACAGCACCAUCAGAUGUGCCAAAGCAUGUGUGGCUAGAGCACCUAAGCUGGAUUGGGACAUUACUAGAGAAAUUCCUUCAAGAGAGAAACCAGGAGGAGGACAGCAGAAGGGGGCACAGGGCCAUGUUCGAGGUCUGGUUCUUGCUUGUCCAGUGUGGUCAUUGGAUAGAUGUAGCUGCUGAGCUGCUGGUCUCAGUAGGACCUGAGCAAUCAGAGCUUCUUCUCUUCCUCUUGAUGUUCUACCACCAUCCCACCAACAGAGGGCACCAGAGCACUCAGCACAAUAUGGUUGCAAGACAGGCAUGGAGUGAUUUGAGGAGCCUCUUCCUCACCCACACUCUGUCUCCUGAACGACUAUCUGCUGUGAACGAGCUGCUCUGCACUCUGUCAGCGAACCUCGUUCUCAGACUUCUGCUUAACUUUGCCAUAUUUUCUCAAGCAUCACCCAGCAGGGUGACAGAUGUUAUACAGAAGGUGCUGACUGGUGCUGGUGUGAAGCGCGGCGCCAUGUGUAUGCUCUUCUCUAUGCAUCAGAGACUAAAAGGAGACAGUGCAGUGGAUGCCAGGCUCAGGAUGCUUGAGGACAGACUCCAUGCAACAUAGUGCCUCAGGCUGCACAUAAACACAUGGACGUGCCCAAACACUGGCAUGUGGUAAGCUGUUUAUUAGGACAGGGAUUCCUGGCAUCGUGUGGUUCCACACUGAAAGCCUGGGCUGUUGAAAAUGACAUUUAUACACUGAGCACAGCUGCUGGUUUUAUUUUGAAAGCCAGGGACGAUAUGUGAUGACAUAUCAGGCUAAUUAAAAGGAACAGACACAUGUAUACAUAAGUAAAUCAGAAAAAAAAAGGCCUCAAUUCUGGAAAAUAUGUGCAGAGGUUAUGAAAUUAUUUCUCUUUUUUUGUAAAUGAUAUUUGGAAGCCUUAUUUCUGUCAUGUAGGUAAAUAUGCUUUGUUUUUGCUGUUGAAGUCAGGAGACAUGUAGACAAGCCUACCAUCCUGUUUCUCUGCAAUGAGGGAGCUCACAGGAUCUGAAUCACAUCCUUUUCCUUGUCUGUCCAAUCCAGUGACGUAUAUUAUCUUGUGAACAUAUUCUGACAUUGUCACUACUGUUUUUAUUUAUUUUUUUUAAUGUAUUUAUUUAUUUUUUUGCGUAACUGAAACAGAAGCUAACCGAGUGCAGGCUAGGUGACUAUAAGCACGUCAGUACUGAGGUCAGUAUCUGCUAUCAGCUAAUACCCAGAGCUUUGACAUUGGUUAGUGUUGUAUCAAAAAUGGAAAGCCAACUAGCUGAAGAUGGUGGUGUACAGCAAAUUAUCUGAAAAAUAAAAAAAUAAUAGGGCCAUAUAUACUGCUAAGAAAGUUGAUUUUUUUUUUUUUUUU
Messenger RNA from Pangasianodon hypophthalmus (striped catfish), 2523 nucleotides. RefSeq names its product FA complementation group C (gene fancc). Gene Ontology annotation, cellular component: Fanconi anaemia nuclear complex. Gene Ontology annotation, biological process: interstrand cross-link repair; cellular response to oxidative stress; nucleotide-excision repair. Lineage: Eukaryota; Metazoa; Chordata; Actinopteri; Siluriformes; Pangasiidae. The coding region runs from base 93 to 1745 and encodes 550 amino acids. The record is from RefSeq and is a predicted model, not a curated record. The transcript has 15 exons.